AUGGUCUCUCCGGCCAUCGCCCUGGCGUUUCUGCCCUGUGUGGCCACCCUGCUCAUCCGAUACCGCCAUUACUUCCUGUUCUUCUACCGAGCGGUGCUCCUCCGGAAGGUGCGGGACUACCUGACUGGCCUCUCGCGGGAAGAGCGGGCCUUCCGUUACGUCCUGACCCACGCCAUCCCCGGAGACCCCCUGCACAUCCUGGAGACCUUCAACCAGUGGAGCUACCACUGCGAGUAUCUCGGCACCCUGGGACCCCAGAAAGCCAAGAUCCUGGAGCGUCUCAUCUUCGACCAGGCUCCCCUGACGGUCUUGGAGCUGGGCACCUACUGUGGCUACACCUCCGUCCUCGUGGCGCAGUCGCUGCCCUUGGGCGCCCGGUUGUACACGGUGGAGAUGGACGUGAGCCGGGCAUCCGUGGCAGAGAAGGUGAUCCGGCUGGCUGGCUUUGACGAUGACACGAUUCCGACAGGGGCAUGA
This is a messenger RNA of Pseudonaja textilis, 477 nucleotides long. Lineage: Eukaryota; Metazoa; Chordata; Lepidosauria; Squamata; Elapidae. The record is from RefSeq and is a predicted model, not a curated record.